AUGUCCACCCCAGGUCCCGCUUCAGCCAGUAUCCGGAGGAGUAGACCGACUCACUCCGUCACGGACCGGACCCCGGUCUCGCCCAUCAUCGAGCACUACGGGACUGUCGAGCCCGAGUACGAGCCCGUCCGCACCCGCAACCGCACGCGCUCCGAGGGCGAGGCUAUAGAGCUUCGCGAGGCUGCCGCAGCUGGCGUGCCCUUCCUGGACAUGGAUGAGACGCCUUACGCCCCUCCCGCCGCCGCUGCCACUUCCAGGAAUUCGGCAAGGCGAGGAAGGCGUUCUAGGGCGGACGGGCACGGGGUCACCGACGCCGAGGACGAAGCCGCGGAGCUGGGGGCUAGCUGGAGGCCGGUUUACCUGACGAAACGAGUCCUUGUGGGCUUCGCCGUCAUCUUCCUCGCCAUGGUUGUGGUUGUCGAGAUCCUCGCUGGUUUCCAGGCCCGCCGCUUCCUCCCUUGGAUCUACCUCGCCGGCAAAGAGGGCCGCCCCAUACCUCGCGAUGCUUCGGAAACCCUGCUCAUCGACUACGCCAACAUGUGGCUUCCAAAAGCCCUCUUUCUAGCCGUCUCCCGGCGCCAUCUCCUCGUCGCGCUUCCCAUCGUUACGAGCAUCCUCCUCAUCGUGCAAAUCGUGCUUUCGGCCGGCUUCUUCACCGUCCAGGAACUGAGGACCGAGACGGGGGAUCCGGUAAUCUUCGCGCCCGAGCCGACUUCCCGCGGUGGCCGAGAUCAUUCGCUCGUAGUUCCCUCGCAGGGCGUUGCCCCGAGAAACCCCAACUCUCUCGCAUCCACCGCGGGGCUCCUCAAGAGCAGCCCGGGAAUUUUCGGCAGGCUCCGUCAUGUCGAUCAUACCAACCCGACUGCCGUGGCUGAGAGGUUCGAGGGUCUCUUUUACACCGAGGUGGAGGAUAACACCGCCGUUCCACCGUACAUGAAGAGGUUCGUCUUCAGCUGCCUUCCCGAUAGGCGAGACCCUGAAGAAUGCAGGAGGAGCGCCGCCCGUGCCCAGGAGGCUGUGGAGACGGGGGCAUACCGGCCCUUGGUCCUGCAUCCCGCGGUCCGCAUCACGGGCAUGGUGAUCACGAUUGGCAUGGCCGCGGCCCUCUGGGGCACCAUCGCUCACUCCAACGAGCACCGCGGGCUCGGCAACGUCAAGCACACGCAGGCCCAGGCAGCUGCCUGGACCAUCGUCCCCGCCCUGUUCUUCAUGGUGCUUGCCGUUUACCUCUGGACCGUUGACUUCGAGAUCCGCUUCGGCGCUCCGUUCCUAGACAUCUUCUCGGGCUCCCACUUCCGCCGCGGCAUGACCACGACCUACACGGACGAGCUCGCCCCUGCCACCCUAUACAAGGCCGUCCGCGGUCGUCACUGGCGCGUGCUCGUCACCAAGUCCGCCGCCAUCCUGGCCGCGUGGGGCCCAUCCUCGCCGCAGGGCUCUUCUCCCCGGAAACGGUCGGAGCUCGAAUGCGCGCCGCCCAUGUUAGGCGCCGGCUGGAAGGCGUCGGAUGUGGAGUGCGAGUACCUGGAAACCGUCGAGGGCGACCCGACGUGUUCCCAAAGCGUAGAGAGCGAGAGAAGCUCCGAAGAGGCGGGCUCUUUUGCAUACGUUGCGGUAGGGUGCCGCUCUAAAACGACGGGCGACGCCCUUGCGGCCACCGUGCACUACGUGUGGGGAACCUGCGGGAUGGAAAGGGGACGACAGCCCACCUAUCGGGCGACGGCGUUGGCCUGCAACGAGACGAUAUCCCAGAUGAGCGUCAGCGCGACUAUGCGCGGCCCAGGUCUCUCCCUCGAGGGUACGCCCGCCAUCAUCCCCCAAACCGGCCGCCCGGUGGACCUCGCGUCCCGUCUCGUGCAGGACAUCUACGGGGGCUACGAGGUCUUCUCCAGAGCCUUUGUCCCCUCAAUUUUGGGAACCAGCGAUGAUGCCGGUACCAUGUCCGUCGCGAUCCAGAAGCGCCACACCCUGCUCCGCGCGCAAAUUCUCGCUGCAUUGCCCCCGCCGCCGACGUCAAGCCACCAGUCCCGGGCGCGGGAUGCGAACCAAGGGGACGCUCCAGCUUUCCAGGCGCGGGCGGCCACCUCGACCACACGGCUCGUGCAGAGAGCCGCGCCGACGUACGCCCUCGCGGUGCUGCUGACGGUCAUCUUCAUCCUAGAGGCGGCGGGCCUGUGGCUCGAGCCGCAGGAUGCCAACCCGAUCCCGGGAUGUCCCGGUAGCAUCGCGGGAGCGGCGGCGAUGCUAGGCACGUGGGAGGUGUUUUCUAGGCUUCCGGAGGGCGCGGAGUGGACUGUUCGUGAAGAUGACUACAUGUAUCCCCUGGGCUCUUACAUGAAGGACACUCUGAGCAUCGCUUGCUCGUCUGCCCUCCGCUCCAUCCGCUCCCUCGUCCCCCUCCUCGACCGCGUGCUCGUCCAGCGCGUCAAGGCCGAGACCAAGACUGCCUCGGGCAUCUUCCUCCCCGAGUCCUCCGUCAAGGACCUCAACGAGGCCAAGGUCCUCGCCGUCGGCCCCGGUGCCCUCGACCGCGACGGCAAGCGCAUCCCCAUGGGCGUCAUCGCCGGUGACAGGGUCCUCAUCCCCCAGUUCGGCGGCUCCCCCGUCAAGGUUGGCGAGGAGGAGUACGCUCUCUUCCGCGACAGCGAGAUCCUCGCCAAGAUUAGCGAGAAGCAGUAA
Parascedosporium putredinis is the source of this 2679-nucleotide messenger RNA. Lineage: Eukaryota; Fungi; Ascomycota; Sordariomycetes; Microascales; Microascaceae. The record is from the annotation of a GenBank genome assembly.